This is a messenger RNA of Magnolia sinica, 2646 nucleotides long. RefSeq names its product probable disease resistance RPP8-like protein 4. The transcript has a single exon. The coding region runs from base 1 to 2646 and encodes 881 amino acids. NCBI's taxonomy places the organism in Eukaryota, Viridiplantae, Streptophyta, Magnoliopsida, Magnoliales, Magnoliaceae. Gene Ontology annotation, biological process: defense response to other organism. The record is from RefSeq and is a predicted model, not a curated record. Gene Ontology annotation, molecular function: ADP binding.
AUGCGGUGCUUCUUGAAAGAUGCUGACGCAAAGCAAAGCGGUGAUGAAAGAGUGAAGAAUUGGGUGGCAGAUGUGAGAGAUGUUGCUUAUGAUGCAGAAGAUAUCGUCGACACCUUCAUCCUCAGAAUAGAACAAAAAAGGAGAAGUGGGUUCGUUGGUUCCCUGAAAAGUUGCAUGAUCAUUAGUGUUGAAUUAUUGGCUCGACAUGAGAUCAGCAAUGGGAUCGAACGGAUAAAGAAUAAAAUCCAGGAGAUCUCUGCGAGCACAGAAAGGUAUGGCAUUAAAGAUGUUAGCAGGGUCGAAGAAGGAAGCAGCUCCAGGGGUGAAAGUCUGCGCGAGCAAAGGCAAACUUCUCCUCUCUUUGGAGAGACAGAUGUCGUCGGUUUUGAAGAAAACAUAAAGGCAUUAGUGGCACGGUUGAUCCAGGGUGAUUCACGACGGCGUGUGGUUUCUGUGGUCGGAAUGGGUGGUCUGGGCAAGACCACUCUUGCCAUUAAAGUUUAUAAUAACGAUGCUGUUAAGAAACAUUUUGAUUGCUGUGUUUGGAUUUUUGUAUCUCAAGAAUAUGUCGUGAAAGAUCUUUUGCGAAGACUUAUAAAAGAUUUCAUGACUCUUUCUAUAGAACAACUUGAGAUGGUGGAGAAGAUGAAUACUGUUCAGUUGAGAGAGAUGCUUUCCAAUCAUUUGAAGGAGAAGAGAUAUCUUCUUGUGUUGGACGAUAUAUGGAAGACCGAAGCUUGGGGUUCUUUAAAAGCUGCUUUUCCAGAUAAGAAUAAGGGAAGUCGAGUCCUACUCACCACCCGCAACAGAGAGGUAGCUUCAUAUGCAGAUGCACGGAGCUCUCCCCUCGAGCUGGAGCUUUUAGGAGAUGAAGACGCAUGGAAAUUGUUCUGCAAAAAAGCAUUCUUUGAACAGGGUAUCCAUUACCAGAAGAAUUUAGAGAAGAUAGGAAAAGAGGUAGUAAAAAAAUGCGGUGGUCUGCCUCUUGCUAUUGUCGUGAUAGGGGGCUUACUAUCAACGAAGGCAAUGAAAUCAAAUGAGUGGGAGAAAGUCCUAAGGAGAAUUAGCUCGCAAUUGGUUGGUGAUGAAUCUCCAAUCAGAAGAAUAUUGGAUUUGAGCUAUGAAGAACUACCUUACCGACUGAAGCCAUUCUUUCUGUACUCUGGUGUUUUUCCAGAAGACCAUGAGAUCCGUGCUAAGAAAUUGAUUCACCUGUGGACUGCAGAAGGAUUUGUAGAGGCAACAGGGGAAGAGACGGUGGAGGAAGCUGCAGAAGUUUGCCUGGACGAGCUGAUCCAAAGAAGCCUGAUUCAAGUGUCAAAAAGUAGUUCCAUUGGUGGAAUUAAAAGCUGCCGCAUCCAUGAUCUCUUACGUGAACUCUCAAUUUCAAAAGCCAAGGAAGACAAAUUCCUAGACGUUCAUCAAGAACAAACAAAUCCUCACUCUCCAUCAAAAGCACGCCGUCUUGCUAUUCAUCCGGCACCUAGUAAGUACACUUGUUUAAAUCGCACCAACGCACACCUUCGUUCACUGUUAUGGAUCGAUUUAACGAAGGGAGAAGUUGAAAAAAAGCAAGAGCAGUUUCUUUUCAGAGGAUUCAGUUUGCUUAGGGUGUUAGAUCUAUCUUAUAUGAAAAUGAGAAAGGUUCCAAAAGAAAUAGGUACACUGAUCCACUUAAGAUACCUUGGCUUCUGGUUAGCUGGCGUGGACAUCUGUGACUGGUGCUUAAAUGGGUGUAAUUCGGACCUACUAAGCUUCCCAUCAUCCAUGAGCAAUCUCCACAAUUUAGAAACGCUUUAUGUAAAAACAAGUUAUGAGACAAUUUACAUACCCAGUUUUAUUUGGAAGAUGCAGCAAUUAAGGCAUGUGAAUGUGUCCUCUGGAAUCAUAAUAAGUAAAGGUGUGUGGUCUAAAAUAGUGGGGCGUCCAUCACUCGGACUUGAUUCUUUAGUUAAUCUCCAGACUCUAAAAUAUGUGAAGGCUGGCGAUUGGAUAGGGGAUUGUUUGGAGAAGCUAACUAAUCUAAAGAAACUGAGAAUAUGGGGGAUCUACCAGAGUAGGCAUGCAGAGGGAUUGUCCAACUCUCUUCCCAGAUUGGAUCGCCUCCAGUCUUUGUGGUUGCAGUGGCACAGUACUAUUCCAGUUUUUAUGCCUAUUUCACAUAACCUGCAUUUGAAGAAGAUGUUUUUGAGGGGAAAGUUAGAGAAGCUACCUGAGUCGAAUGAAUUCUCACCUAACCUCACCAAGCUUACUUUGAAAGACUCCCAGUUAAUGGAAGACCCGAUGGCGGCAUUGGAGAAACUACCCAACCUUCGGAUUCUCAUAUUGGAAGAACAUUCAUACAAGGGAAAGGAAAUGGUCUGCUCUGCACAAGGGUUUCCUCAACUCGAAUCCUUGCAUGUUGUAGAGUUAGUUGAAUUAGAAGAGUGGAGAGUGGAGGAAGGAGCAAUGCCAAGGCUUCUACAUUUGCUGAUUUGGAACUGCUUUCAUUUAAAUAUGAUUCCAGAAGGACUGCAACACGUGACUACGCUCAAGUCAUUGGAGGUGGUGCGGAUGCCAAAUGAAUUCAAGGCCAGAAUGCAGGAAAAUGGUGGAGAGGAUUGGCAUAAAAUUCAACACGUACCGUCAAUCGAAAUAAAAUCGUGA